GGCGCGCGGCGGCGGCGACCCCUACAGCGAUCUCAGCAAGGGCGUGCUGCGCUACCGGACCGUGGAGGACGUGCUCACGCCCCUCGAAGACUGCUUUAUGUUGGACUCCGGCGCUGUCCUGGACUUCGGCGUCCUCGCCAGCAUCAUGCAGAGCGGCCACACGCGCAUCCCGGUGUACGAGGAGGAGCGCUCCAACAUCGUGGACAUACUGUACCUCAAGGACUUGGCCUUCGUGGACCCCGAGGACUGCACGCCGCUCAGCACCAUCACCCGUUUCUACAACCAUCCCCUCCACUUUGUCUUCAACGACACCAAAUUGGACGCUGUCCUGGAGGAGUUCAAGCGAGGGAAGUCCCACCUGGCCAUCGUGCAGAAGGUGAACAAUGAAGGGGAGGGUGACCCCUUCUACGAGGUGCUGGGCUUGGUCACGCUGGAGGAUGUCAUUGAGGAGAUCAUCAGGUCUGAGAUCCUGGAUGAGUCUGAAGACUACCACACCAGGAAGAAGAGGACUGUUGCCCUGAGCACCCCUCUCAAGCGGAAGGAGGAAUUCUCCUUAUUCAAGGUGUCUGAUGAUGAAUAUAAAGUAAAAAUCUCGCCUCAGCUGCUCCUGGCCACCCAGCGCUUCCUUUCCCGAGAGGUGGAUGUGUUCAGCCCAUUGCGAAUCUCCGAGAAAGUCUUGCUGCAUCUGCUGAAGCAUCCCAGUGUCAAUCAGGAGGUGAGGUUUGAUGAGAACAACCGCCUGGCCGCACACCAUUACUUGUACCAGCGCAGCCAGCCGGUGGACUACUUCAUUCUCAUCUUGCAGGGCAAGGUCGAGGUAGAAAUUGGGAAAGAGGGCCUGAAGUUCGAGAAUGGGGCCUUCACAUACUAUGGAGUGUCUGCUCUGACAGCUCCGUCUUCAGCUCACCAGUCCCCAGUGUCUUCACGCCAGCUCCUCCGCCAUGACCUGCAGCCUGCACCAACUGAGAGCACUCGCUCCUCCACAUACUGUCCUGACUACACCGUGAGGGCUCUUUCUGACCUGCAGCUCAUUAAGGUCACACGGCUGCAGUACCUUAAUGCACUCCUGGCUUCCCGGGCGCAAAGCUUGCCUCCGUCCCCAGAGAAUGCUGAGCUCCACGCCAUACCAGGCAGCCAGACCAGGCUUCUUGGUGACAAGUCCGCUGAGACAGCAGCCUUCCCAGUAGACCUUUCCCUCUUUGGCACAUUUGGAAACUGCAGUUGAUAAAUGACUGUGGACUAGUGAGCAUUUUUUGUUUUAAGAAAACACCAAGGGUCCAGCAACAGCAGACCUGGCAUCCCAGUGGAGGAGAGCCCUGGGCAGAACCCAGCAGUGUAACUGCUUGCCAGGCAGCCCUGAGCUGGAAAUGGACAAGCGUGUGGGGAGCUGGGGAGAGUCAAUCAGGAGCUUCAUGCCAGCCUGCCUCCACCUAUUCUGGCCACGUUUUAGAUGGCCAUUAUAAGAUGUGGGUCCUGGGCCUUCUGAGUGCCAGAGCCUUCAGCUGACCCUGCCUUCCCUUAGGAGAUUGGAUUGACAGAUCAGUCCUUCAGAACCCUGUGUCUGGGGAUGAAAGGAACAGCAUCAUCUCUGGUCCCCAGCUUCUCCCCUGAUGCUGUAACAGCACAGUAUCUAUACCUCCCUGAGCCAGGUGCCAUGUGGGUGUGCAGUUACUGCCUUUACGUGGCCUUGGCCUCUCUUUGUUUUUGAUUGGCCAACCCUCUGUUGCUGGCAUCACUUUGAACAAACCAAGAGCGCUGGCUUUAGACGGAGAUUCAAAUCUGUGGCCCUGUCGUGUACUUUUUGGCUUCCCUUACAAUGCCAUAUUUUGAUUCAUACACUCCAGUUUUUUCCAUGUGCCAAAUCUAAAAGCACGGUUCCCCCAAUAAAUAUGUGCCCUAGUUCUGCUCCCUCCUGUGGAGGUGGCUUCUCUGACUCCUUCUGAAGUCAUGAGCAGGCUGACCCAGUUACACAGGAAGCCUGCCCAGCAUGGCCUGGGGUCAGCUUGCAUUUCUCCUCCACCUGUGCAUAGUGCCACUAAUGGUAUUGUCAGUUUCUGUUUGAGGUCGUGGGUGGAAGGCUAAAAGUCAGUGUUGAGUGACCGUUUAUUGUAACUGCCUUGUACUUCUGUCCUAAGCCCCUGGGAGAUGUGAGCAGCAAUCAGGGAGGACUGUUUGCAAACCUGGUACCUCCUUGUCACCUGCUGAGAAGUCAAGAUUUUCUUGUAUCUGAACUAUUUCAGAUUCUGGGCCCUUUUCUGUUUCCAGUGGUGGUGUUUUGGGGAUGCAGGGGUGGGAAAACUGUUUUUCUCUUCUAGUUUACCUACAUUUUCCUUCCACAGUUUCUGGGACCAUAGGUUAGGGUGGGAAGGGAGGAUUUCUGGAACUUUCCUCAAAAGAAUGUGGGUCCUGGUAAGUGGGGAACAGUGAUAUGCUGAGAAAAUAUUCUCAAGGAAUAUGCUCUAAGAACAAACUCAGGUUGGAAGCAAAUACUUUAAAAAUCAUCUCUCCCCAAAACAGAAUUUUGCAUUUUGGCUGCACCUCAGAAUCACCUGGCCAAUUAGAACCUUCAGUAGCUGGGCUCUGCUGGGCUUCUGAGGUAGUCACCUUGAACACCAGGGUUAUGGGCUUGAAAUAGUGUUAGAUGCAUAGAAGAGUUCCACAUGCCCUAUACUCAGCUUCCUCUACUAUUAACGUAUUAAAUAACCUUGUUACAUUUAUCAAAAUUAAAAUGCUAACAUUGGUGCCAUACUAUUUAACUGGAGGCUUGAUUUGGAUGUUGCUUUUUUUGUUUGUUUGUUUGUUUUUUUGGUAAUAUCCUUUUCUGUUGCAGGAUUCCAAGUUAGGAUGCCAAAAUACACGUAGAGCUAUUGUUUUCCUAUUUACCUGACUCUGUAUUUUAUAGUAAUUGCAGAUUCAUAGGGAGUUAGAAAGAUACGGUUCAUGCAUCCUUUAUCUGCUUUCCUCAGUGGUCCUAUCUCACAAACUAGAAUGUAGUCUCAAAGCCUGGAACGGUGCAGAUGGUACCCAGCACCUGUGUAGACCCAAGUCUAACCCACUGUCCUGUCACUACCACUCAGAGCCAGCUGCCCCAUCCCUAAGCCCUGGCAACCAUUCUACUGUUCUCAUCUCUGUUAUUUUGUCAUUUCAAGAGUGUUUCAGGGGCUGUGCAGUGUGUGGCCCUCAGCACAGUGCCCUGGGGAUUGGCCCAGCUCAUUGUGUCUGUAAUUUGUUCCCUUUCUUGCCAAGUGGUGUUCCAUGGUGUCCUGCCCCAUCAAAGGACAUCUGGGUUGUUUCCAGUGUUUGGCCUUCUUUAAAUAAAGCUGCUAUGAACAUUCAUGUACA
This is a messenger RNA of Myodes glareolus (Bank vole), 3342 nucleotides long. RefSeq names its product cyclin and CBS domain divalent metal cation transport mediator 3 (gene Cnnm3). Gene Ontology annotation, molecular function: transmembrane transporter activity. NCBI's taxonomy places the organism in Eukaryota, Metazoa, Chordata, Mammalia, Rodentia, Cricetidae. Gene Ontology annotation, biological process: magnesium ion homeostasis; transport. The record is from RefSeq and is a predicted model, not a curated record. Gene Ontology annotation, cellular component: plasma membrane.